AAAUACGUUUUUAUAGAAUUUGAGUCAUUUUGCAAUUUUGAUAAAUAAAAAAAAAUUGUCGGAGAUAAUCGAUCAUUCACAAGAGGAAAAUGGUCGCCACGAACUCCGGAGAAUACGAUCGUGCGAGUGAGCUUAAAGCCUUUGACGAGACGAAAGCAGGCGUGAAAGGGCUCGUGGACACUGCAAUCACAGAGAUUCCUCGAAUAUUCCAUCUCCCUCCAGGUACCUUGGACGACAAGAAACCAUCUCCUGCACCAAACCCUAAUCUCGCAAUCCCUACCAUAGACCUUGAAGGCGUCGACAAGGACGUGACUUUGCGUAAGAGCGUCGUCGAUAAGGUUAGACAUGCGGCGGAGAAAUGGGGAUUCUUCCAAGUGGUCAACCAUGGUGUUCCUUUUAGGGUUCUUGAAGAGAUGAAAGAUGGAGUUCGCAGGUUUCACGAAGACGGUGAAUCGAAGAAGAGAUUCUUUUCUCGGGAUUUCACCAAGAAAGUUGUUUACAACAGUAACUUCGAUCUGUAUAUUUCUCCUUUUGCAAACUGGAGAGACACCUUAGCUUGUUAUAUGUCCCCAGAUCCUCCAAAACCAGAAGAAAUCCCUGAGGCCUGCAGGGACAUUAUAAUCGAAUACUCGAAUCACGUUAUGAACUUGGGGAUCCUUCUUUUGGAACUUCUGUCAGAAGCGCUAGGUUUGAACAGCGACAGCCUUAAAGAAAUGGACUGCGCAAAGGGCUUGAUUACUCUUUGCCAUUACUACCCACCAUGUCCACAACCUGACCUAACUUUGGGCACAAGCAAGCAUUCCGACAACUCUUUCCUCACACUUCUUCUUCAAGACCACAUCGGCGGUCUUCAAGUUCUCCAUCGCGAUUGUUGGGUCGACGUUCCUCCUCUUCCGGGGGCUCUCAUUGUUAACUUUGGAGAUUUUCUUCAGCUCAUAACGAACGAUAAGUUCAUAAGCGUGGAGCAUAGGGUACUAGCGAACCGAGCUGGACCACGAGUGUCGGUAGCAUGUUUCUUCAGCACGAGUGUGCGAACGAGUUCCAGAGUUUACGGACCCAUCAAAGAGCUACUGUCCGAAGAAAACCCUCCAAAGUAUAGAGACGUCACAAUACAAGAGUACUCAAGCAAAUACCUCGAGGAAGGCCUCGAUGGGAAUUCGAAGUUGGACCAUUUCAGGAUAUGAAUGAAAUUUAUAAAAAAAAAUGAUCGGGGUAUAAUUUUGUAACCCUGUGUUUGUUGGAUCAAAUUAAUGUGUUUACUACUCUGUUCUGUCUCUUUGUGACACGCAAAAUGUUGCGUUUGCGUCUACGCAUCUUUCGUUUUUUUCUCUUAAAUGUCCCUUUAAAUAUCUAAGAAGUGUACUCUCACAUCAACUACGCUUUGUAGAAGACAAAACAUAAUGACAACUAGCUUGUCUGGA
Messenger RNA from Tarenaya hassleriana, 1421 nucleotides. RefSeq names its product 1-aminocyclopropane-1-carboxylate oxidase homolog 11-like. The transcript has 4 exons. The coding region runs from base 90 to 1184 and encodes 364 amino acids. The record is from RefSeq and is a predicted model, not a curated record. NCBI's taxonomy places the organism in Eukaryota, Viridiplantae, Streptophyta, Magnoliopsida, Brassicales, Cleomaceae.